Messenger RNA from Alligator mississippiensis (American alligator), 3130 nucleotides. Its product is annotated as CD276 antigen homolog. The record is from RefSeq and is a predicted model, not a curated record. Bases 661 to 1152 code for a protein of 163 amino acids. Lineage: Eukaryota; Metazoa; Chordata; Crocodylia; Alligatoridae. The transcript has 7 exons.
AUUCCUGUUAGUCAAGAUCUGCUUAACUGUACAGGCAAGAUAUUGCCUCAUACAUCUCGCUUUACUCAUCAACACUUCCUCAUUUAAAACGAGAAUUGUUUUCAGCUCUCACAAGCAGAGGUUCAAGAAAGUCACAGACAUGUCAGUCAGUUAAGUCUUUUGUGUUACAUUGAAAACUGCCAAUACUGAAGGAUCCUGGAUGUGGCCUCUUUAAACUGCUUCAUAAGUCUUGUGCGUCUGGGAACAAGGCAGUGAGAAGUGAAAGCUUUUUCUGCUGUAAGUGGCAUUAUGCUGGAGAGAAGAGAGAGAAAGUGACAGUCUCCAGACAAAGCAUUUUUUUAAUGCCACUCCUUUUAGGUUUUGUUCUGGAAAAAAAAUAUCAGACAAGACUGCUGGAGAACCAGUUGCAAGAUCAAGCCACUGAAGCACAGGAAGACGCACAGGCCUGUGCCAGAACACUUUAACCUCCCUGGACACUCCAUCACGGACCUGAGGGUGGCCAUUUUCAGGCAGCAAACCUUUACAAACUGACUCAUACAGGAAACUGAGGAACAAGAAAUCAUCCACAGACUGGAUUAUGUUAAAGGCAUCACCAUUCUAUGAGGAGGCACACAUGGAAAACUUAAUGAAGUGAGAGGAUUUGCAGCAACUGGUGCAAAAAUGAAGAGGGCAGGUGUCCUUCACUUGAUCACUUGCUUACUACUGUGGUUUGUACCUGGUGUGGUUCCUCAACCAACUUUGUACCAAGCAAUCAAUGGAGACACUGCUAUUCUGCCUUGUGCCAAUCAGACAUCUGAAAAACUGGACAUGAAGAAGUAUUCAAUAUACUGGCAGAUUGAGUCAUCAGUAGUGCAUUUUUUUCAUAAUGGGGCAGAAUCACUGAACAAUCAGCUUAAAAGAUAUCAGAACCGAACCAGGCUCUUUUUGGAUCAGCUGGAACAUGGUAACUUUUCUCUAAUACUCUCUCAAGUUCAGCAUGAUGAUGAAGCUGUGUAUACCUGCAUCUACAGAAAUGGAGAGACCAGAGCAAUAGGGAAGCAUGCAGUUAGACUGAAUGUCUCAGAUAUCCAGCCAAAAGAAGGGAAUUCUCUUUACCUUGGUGAGUUAUACACUACUGAAAAAGCCAUAGGGUCAACCUUCACAUCAUCCUAAUUGCAGCAGCAAUGCAAAGGACUCAGAUGCAUUUGUUUUUUCUUUUCACCUCCUGGUGGUAAUAAUGGCUUGGAUUUUACGACUGUGAAUACAAACUUUCAUCUUCAACCUUCUCCCAGUGAGUGACUUCAAACUGAACCCUUCUGUGUGGUUGACUAUCACUGUUCCAGAAGCCACAAAUGAGGCAUUGAUACUUGAGAAAAAGGUCACACUUUAGGUACCUGAAUCCAUAUUUUGGUGCUCAGACAGGGGUCCUGAAUCUUCAGAAACGGCAAGCAUCAGAGAUUGUGAGCCUGGCUUUUCUUUCACCCAUAUUUGGGAGCCUAUCUUUAGCCAUCCGCAUGUGAAAAAAUUGGUGAUGAUAGUUCUCUUGUGCUUUUGUUGUAAUUACUAUUUCAAAUCACUGAGUCUUACAAUACUAUGUCACAUUAUAAAAUUGUUCCUUACUGUGGUUAUUUUGCGUAAGAUUCCAUAUGUUUCGCAAAGAGAGAAAUGAAAGAGUAGAAAGGGUAGCUGCUCUGCAUGUCAGAUAAAAAAGUGGAAGUAGUAGAAUUGGUUGUGAAAAUCAAGAGUGGAAACACUGUCACAGAAAAUUUUGAGGCUGUACAAUUGUAGCUCAUAUUUCUGCUCUUUUAUGUGUCUAGGUCAUCUAUGAUCCCUCCUUCUCCUUCAAAAAGAAAUACUCUAUUCACUCAAUAGGAAGAAGAGUAAUGGUGGAAGGCAAUGAAACAUUUAAAGCAAGCAAGUGCAGAGGAAGAUGAUCCCACCAACAGAUCAGCCAGACUUUAAAAGACAUAAUCUGGCAUUUUCACCCCCUCUUCCUCAUAGAACAUAAGUUAAAUACAACCAGUUGACAAAAGUCUGAAGUUCUACUUGGUCUGGAUGCAAGCAAUCCCAUGACCAUUGACACCUAGUUACUAAUUCAUAUAGGAUGUAUUUAAACAAACAAAACAGGAAUACAGAAUGAUUUAAGCAUCCGAAGUUUAGGAAUGAUAAUUGUCUGGAUUGCACUGGUCUGUUCUUUGGAAUGCUCCAUGCAGGAAACUAAAGAGGAUAUCUCUCCAUGUUUAAGGUUGAAAUUAACUUCCUAUUGAUUAACUUCCUAUUUGGAGCUGGACCGUUCUCAGUGGUGGCAGAUGACAGAACAAGAAGCAAUGGUCUCAAGUUGCAGCAAGGGAAGUUUAAGUUAGAUAUUAGGAAGAAUUUUCUCAAGAGAACGGUAGUAAAACACUGGUACAGGCUACCUAAAGAGAUUGUGGACUGUCCAUCCUUGGAGGUUUCUAAGACUCAGCUAGACAAAGCCUUGGCUGGGAUGAUAUAGGUGGGGAUGAUCCUGCUUUGAGCAGGGAGUUGGACUAGAUGACCCCCUGAGAUCCCUUCCAAUCCUAAUUUUCUAUGGUUCUAUAAUAUCAAGAAAAAUUGCAUAACCUGUGGGACAGCCUGCUACCAUCAUGACUGCAGUGCUGGAUAAUUUCUUACCAAGGUUGGAGUAACAUCAGAGCAUCUCAGAGGGGAGGAAAAGUAGCUCACAAGAAUGUACUGUGAGCAGCUUGGUUUUGGAUGAAGUCAUUCUACACUCCUUUACAAACAAGACACAACUGUACUUGCUGGAAAGGAAAAAAAGGAAACAAGAGACCUGCUGCUCCUUUCUGCAGCCUUUGAUGAAAGAGAUUUUCAGGGAACAGAGACAGAUACCCCUAGUGUGGGGAAAAAGCUCAUGAAAAUCUCUGCACCUGAGUCACGGCUGGAAUCAAACAGAGCCAGUAUGUACAUAUACUGAAAUGAUAGAGGAGUAGUUGGGUAUAAAGGCUAUGUAUCGAUUUAACAGAAAGAUUUGUUUUAAAAUAUGUACAUAUUUGUAACGUCUUCCAUUGUCUUAUCUUCCACAUGUUGUUUGUUGUCAUAAAGCAUAAGCUCUUCAAAACAGAUGUUAGCCUUCUACUAGAAGGAAAAUAAUAAAUAAUGCAGUCACAUGCCA